AAUGUCUUGGUGUGAUUUUCACAAUAAGAUCUAAAUAUCUCACUCACAUGUCUUUUCUGGUUACAGAGUCACAAUGGCAAAUUUCAUCCAGAACAUUCUCCCACCUCUCUUGCUGGUUUCGGUUCUAUUCCUGUCUGUCCCAGUAUGUCAUGGAGGAAAAAUCCUGGUGGUUCCAGUGGAAGGAAGCCAUUGGGUGAACAUGGACAUCCUGAUCAGAGCUCUACACAGCCAAGGACACUCCAUCACUGUGCUGCGAACCACCAAGAGCUGGUACGUCAAAGAGGAGUCAUCCUACUACAACUCAUUGACUGUGACAGUCUCUGAAGCUAUUGACGAGGAAUUCCUCAAGCCAAUAUUCAAGAAAUUGAUUGACAUAGAGAGGGGCAAGAGUUCUGCCAUGGCCUUCAUUAGUCUCCAACUUGAGCUGCUGGAUGUCAUGCCAAAGGCAGUUGAACACCAGUGUGAAAUCGCAGAGGCCAUGUUCGAGGACCAGGCCUUCAUGAGGAGACUGAAUGAAAGUCAGUUCGACCUGAUACUUACAGACCCUGCAUGGGGAGCUGGCAUAAUGUUGGCUUACCAUCUCCGCCUCCCCUUGGUGUACAAUGUUCGAUGGGUUGUAAUGUUUGAGGGACAUCUUACUCUGGCUCCAUCUCCUUUGUCCUACAUACCAGCAACAGGAUCAGGGCUCACAGACACAAUGACCUUCUCACAGAGGGUCAAAAGCAUGAUUUUCCAUUUGCUGUCAAAUGUGCAGUUCCAGCUUGUGAUGAAACCACUGUACCAAGCUGUCUGUGAUAAGUACCUGAGUCCCAAAAUUGAUUUUUAUGACCUCUUGCAGACAGCGGAUUUAUGGCUGAUGAGAGUGGACUUUGUGUUUGAGUUCCCCCGCCCCACCAUGCCCAAUGUGGUCUACAUGGGUGGCUUCCAGUGCAAGCCAGCAAAGCCUCUUCCUCAAGACCUGGAGGACUUUGUGCAGAGCUCUGGAGAACAUGGCGUUAUCAUCAUGUCUUUGGGGACAUUUGUCACUGAACCUCCGAGAGAAAUGACUGAAGAAAUAGCAGGUGUGUUUGCUGAACUGCCCCAGAAAGUAAUCUGGAGGUACAAAGGAGACAGGCCCUCAGCCCUGGGCAAUAACACCCUCCUGGUUGACUGGAUGCCCCAAAAUGACCUCCUGGGACACCCCAAAACCAAACUCUUUGUUGCCCAUGGAGGAACUAACGGGGUACAGGAAGCUAUUUAUCAUGGGGUUCCAGUGGUAGGAAUUCCUAUAUUCUUUGACCAGCAUGAUAACCUCCUUAGGCUGCAGAAACGAGGUGCUGCACAAGUCAUAACACUUGCCAUGCUAAACAAAGAUAGCUUCCUCCAGGCCUUGCAGGAGGUGCUCCAUGUGCCGUCCUACAGGGAGAACAUGCAGAGACUCUCCAGGCUGCACAGAGACCAGCCCAUGGAGCCCCUGGACCGCGCCCUCUUCUGGAUCGAGUUUGUCAUGAGACACAAAGGUGCUGCUCACCUGCGCACAGAGUCCUACAAGAUGCCCUGGUACUCCUACCACUCCCUGGAUGUGAUGAUGUUCUUGCUUGCUGUUUUGCUCCUGAUGUUGUUCAUGAUCCUUGCCUUCAUACGGUGCUCAUUACGUCUGUGUGGCAAAAGUAAAAGUAAAAAGGAUUAAAAAUUAUCUAAAAAAUACAGACAAGGUUUACAUUAUGAAGGACUGUAUCCUACAACAGUGUUUCCCAACCACUGUGCCGUGGAAAAUUCUUGGGGAUUUUUUUUGUGUGUGUGAAUUCAUCGUUAUUAUCAGCAAAUAAUGCCUGUCAUUUUCUAGUAGCCUAGUGUCUGCUGUUGACUGGCGUCCUAAGCAUGAAAUAAUUCCUUAUCACUAGGUGGCAGCAGGUAGCAAAUUGCAUUGAUGUAUCUUCAGUAGCCCUAACAAAAAACGUCCAUUAGCUGCUAGUCAAAACAAUCCUCCUGACGUGACUGAAAGUUAACUUUGCUAGCGCUGUUUCGUCAUUAAUUAGGUCAGAAAACCAAAAUCCUACCCUGAAGCAGAUUUGUGUUUUGCUUACAACCUUACUGAAAAGUUAAACGAGUGAGCACACAACGUAGGCCUAGUGUGUUGGUCCGCGUGCUUUCUAGUCGUGUGAGGAUGCCGAGACCCUUCAAGCCAGAAUACCGGUAUCCAACUGCUGGUAAGCAUAAUUAGCCCGGUUUUAGGGAAAGGGGGACAGCGAUUACCUCCUGCUACCUCGUGGGGAAACUUGCACUUUUGUCACAAACACCCCAGGCACAAUUUCCAAUCAGUUUUUAAUAAUAAUAUGACCGUAAUACAGUAUAUCUUGCAUUUGAAAACAUGAGAUUUCCGCUUUGACCGACCUCGUCCUUUUGCAGCGCUGUGAUUGUGGUCAAACAGCAUUUUAGGGCGGGCCUUAGCCAAGACGCAUAUGUUUCACAUUACAGUUUUUCUCGAUUGCUUACACACAAUUUUCAGAAUCAGUUCUCGAAUUCUCAAAACUCUACACGCAAAUCUCCAAACCUCACACACAACGGGCAAAACUCUUCACUACCUCUGAAAAAUGCACGUCUUGUCUCUAAACAAUGUACUCUCUUCUAAAAAGGUCAUUUUGUUCUCAAAUGACACACACAAGCAGUCAUUUUAAUACACUCUUAUGUGAACCAUUGAACACUAAUAUGCACAAGGUAAAACUCUAUACUCAACUUGACACACAGUAGAAACUUAUUUUCUUCAGUGUUCUACUUAAAGAGGGUUUUUUUCUGUAGUAAAAUACUGAAAUGUUGUUUUUAGACUUGGAGUACACAGAUGUGUGUAUAUUUUACAUAUUUUUCUGACAAUUUUAAAAAUGCACUAAUUUAUUGUAAAAUAUUGGGUAACCACAUGAAAGUGAUCUCCUGUAUAACAUUUUGGAGUUCAAAAACUAAACAAAUGUGUUUUCUCACUGCCUCCACUCAUGUUUUCAUCAAUAUCACAUGCAAUGUGUGUCCUUAUGGGGUGAUGGUAAACCGGUAUGAAGAGAGUCUGCCCAUGUGAUGAGGAAGUGAACAUAGUAUGGCAGUUGAAUUUAGUAUUUUGAAUGACAGUGUGUUCAAUGCGACAACCAGUGAUUUCCUUCAUGAAAAUUGUGUGUAGUCUAGAUAAUUGUGUGUUGUGGUUUGAAAAGAGUGUGUUUUAAAACUGAAAUAUGAGUGUAAAGAAGGAAUUGUGUUUAGUGUUCAGUGGUUAGGGGAGUUGGGAAAUGGGUUAGAUGUUCCGAGAAUUGGGUGUGAAGUACCAGAACUUGUGUGGAAGCAAUCGAGAAAAACUGUAAGAUUAAGUGAGUAAAAUAUACAGAGAUUGAUAUUUUUACAUAUGCAUCUUCAGUGAAAUAUUUCCCAAAUGUUGCUACUGUCAGAAUAACCAUUAUUUGCUGUAUUCCUGCUAAUAGAAUGCUUUUGGACAGAAUAACAAUUUGUAAAUUGUAGGCCUACUUUGAAGUUUACAGCUUCUUUAAGAAGUGAACAUUAAGUGCACUUUUUAUUUGAAAGAGGAAAUAUAAAAUAUGACUCAAAAAAUGCAGUUUUGUAUUUAUUUGAUUGCUAUUCAAGACACUUUGUAGCCGCCUAUAUUAAAAAUAUCUAGUCAUUCUUAUCAGAGAAUAAUUUGUUUUCAUUAUUUCAUCAUUUUUGGUUGGUGGUGUGCCGCAAGAUUUUUUUCAAGGGAAAAAGUGUGCCUUGGCACAAAAAAGGAAACACUGUCCUACAGCAUAUAGCCUGAUUAAGUAUUGACAUUAUGCAACCAGAUAAUUUUGCUGCAAUGUUUUCUUUAUACAAUUUCAGAACAAACAGGAAAAAUAGACUAUAUCCUUUAUGAUGCACCUGCACUGUGUCGUACUGCAUAAUGUGUGUAAAUUUCUUCAAAUAAAGAC
This is a messenger RNA of Engraulis encrasicolus (European anchovy), 3920 nucleotides long. RefSeq names its product UDP-glucuronosyltransferase 2C1-like. The coding region runs from base 74 to 1669 and encodes 531 amino acids. The transcript has a single exon. The record is from RefSeq and is a predicted model, not a curated record. Gene Ontology annotation, molecular function: UDP-glycosyltransferase activity. Lineage: Eukaryota; Metazoa; Chordata; Actinopteri; Clupeiformes; Engraulidae.